AUGAGUCCGCCAACAGCGAUGAAGGCAUGGCGGUAUACGUCCGUGGUGGGCGGAAUGGAGAAGAACCUGAAGCUCGAGACCGACGUUCCCUUGCCGCCAGUCGGCAAAAAUGAAGUGCUCGUAGAGGUUCUCAGCGCAGGUCUCAACCCGGCAGACUACAAGAUCCCCGAAAUCCCAUACCUCGGCGCCCUGGCCGUCAGAAGACCGGCGGUUCCGUGCGUCGACUUCUGCGGCCGCCGAGUCACUGGCUCCGGCAGCGGCGACGAGCUCGUGUUCGGCAUGGCCAAGUUCCCCGGGCAGCACGGCGUCCUGGCGCAGUAUGCACCUGUGCCCAAAUCGAGCAUCGUGCCCCUGCCCAAAGGCCUGACGCCGGAGCAGGGAGCCGGGAUCUACAUCGCGGCCUUUACUGCUUUCGCCACGAUCUCGUCGUACGUCAAGCAGGGUGACACGGUCUUCAUCAACGGCGGGUCGGGCGGUGUCGGCACGUUCGGGAUCCAGAUCGCAAAGUUGCUGGGCUGUCGUCGCGUUGUCGCUUCUUGUUCGAGUGCCAACGCGGAUCUGGUCAAGAGCCUGGGUGCCGACGAGGUGGUGGACUACAAGACGCAGGACCUGGUCACGACGCUGGCCAGGGACGGGCUCAAGUACGAUGCCGUGCUCGAUUACGUCGGCCACCCACUGGACCUUCACAGCCAGUCGGUCAAAUUCCUCAAGAAGAAUGGCGUGUUCGUCUUGAUUGCGGGCGAUCCGAGCAAUAUGAAAGCGAACAUGAGCUUGCUUGCCAGUCUGAUAUGGCCCACAUUCUUGGGCGGCACGCCGAGGAAGUUCAAGAUGGUGGCUCUCGGCUCGGUCAAGGAGGAGGACCAGAAGAAGGUCGCCGGGUGGAUUGGCGAGGGCAAGCUGAAGGUCACGCUGGACUCUGUGUUUGAUUUCGAGCAGGCGCCGCAGGCAUUCGAGAAGCUCAAGACCGGGAGAGCCAAGGGCAAGAUUGUGAUCAGUGGCAUAAAUCGAUGA
Molecule: messenger RNA, 1011 nt
Organism: Exophiala xenobiotica
Lineage: Eukaryota; Fungi; Ascomycota; Eurotiomycetes; Chaetothyriales; Herpotrichiellaceae
Exons: 1
Coding region: 1-1011 (336 amino acids)
Molecular function (GO): oxidoreductase activity
Source: RefSeq, a predicted model, not a curated record